CCUCCCGCUAUAUUUGUGCUUAAAAGCCUUUUGCGGCCAAAAAAAUCUCCAAGAAUGGAAGGAGGCCGAAGAGCGGAAGCGGAGAGUUCCUCUGCUGCUGCCAGAGCUCCCCCGGAGAUCAGCGAUGAUUUGGCCGAGGAGGCCAAGGCGGAGUUCGGCGUUGGAGACGAUGAGGACGACGGCGACAACGAAGUUGGCAGAGACGAGGGCGAGGAACCCGGUGCCGAUGGGUUCGUUCCGUCGCCGCUGAUUCCCCUAAGCGAUCAGGUGGAGAAAGACAAGGAAGAUGAAAGUCUGAGGAGGUGGAAAGAAAAGCUGCUUGGUGGCGUUGACGGGGAGUUAAACAGCAAAGUUGAACCUGAAGUUACAUUUCACUCGAUAGGAGUUGUAUCUGAGGGCUUUGCUAAUUUGAUUACAUCCUUACCAGUAGCAAAGAACCAAAGUCAAAUUCUUUUUACUCUCAAGGAGGGAUCCAAGUAUCGGCUUAGGUUGACUUUCACCGUUAGGCAUAAUAUUGUCUCUGGCUUAACUUAUUCAAAUGUAGUGUGGAAGAGAGGGAUCAAAGUGGAUCAAAUCAAGGGAAUGCUUGGUACAUUUGCUCCUCGGCGGGAUCCUUACGAACAUUUGCUGGAAGAAGAGACUACUCCAUCUGGGGUCCUUGCUCGAGGAAUUUACUCAGCAAAACUUAAGUUUGAAGAUGAUGAUAAGAGAUGUCAUUUGGAGCUUAGCUAUUCCUUCGAAAUCAAGAAGCACUGAGGAUAUAUCGUCCUCGACUAUGAUCAAUCAAAAUGAAGAACUACAAAAACAAGCAUGUGUAAAGAUUAUAUACUGCAAAUUUGGGUGAUGUAGCAGAGCAUAUUGGAAAAAUGGGAAUCUGAUUGGGAGACUCUUUAUGCUUUAUAUAUGUAGAAAUCCACCUGCAUAUUUAUUGCAUUCGCCAUGUUGUAACAGCAGCAAGUCACUAAGUUACAACCACCUUGCUUGCAGUGACCUACAAAAUCAUCCUGUUCUUGCCUUGUACGUGUUUAUAGUUAUUGGAUAUGAACUCUAGUUUUGAUCUGGCA
Musa acuminata AAA Group (dessert banana) is the source of this 1064-nucleotide messenger RNA. RefSeq names its product rho GDP-dissociation inhibitor 1-like. The record is from RefSeq and is a predicted model, not a curated record. Gene Ontology annotation, molecular function: protein binding; Rho GDP-dissociation inhibitor activity. Gene Ontology annotation, biological process: Rho protein signal transduction. Gene Ontology annotation, cellular component: cytoplasm; cytosol; membrane. The transcript is spliced from 5 exons. The coding region runs from base 55 to 756 and encodes 233 amino acids. Lineage: Eukaryota; Viridiplantae; Streptophyta; Magnoliopsida; Zingiberales; Musaceae.